AUGAAAUUCUCUACCCUCUUGUCCGACUUUUUUGUCAUUGCCUUGAUGUUUCUAACAAUUAUUACCAUAUCUGAAUCCGCACCUUUGCCCGACGAAGUCAUUGAGCCGAGAGAAUCGGUUGCACUGGUAGACAAUCAAGUUAUCCUCGUCCACG
Messenger RNA from Acaulospora morrowiae, 154 nucleotides. The record is from the annotation of a GenBank genome assembly. Lineage: Eukaryota; Fungi; Glomeromycota; Glomeromycetes; Diversisporales; Acaulosporaceae.